Molecule: messenger RNA, 1665 nt
Organism: Ichthyophthirius multifiliis
Lineage: Eukaryota; Ciliophora; Oligohymenophorea; Hymenostomatida
Exons: 3
Source: RefSeq, a predicted model, not a curated record
AUGGGAAUCAAAUAUAUUCCAAAAGACAAGCCUAAAGAUGAUGGUAAACCUAAAGAUGAUGGUAAACCUAAAGAUGAUGGCAAGCCUAAAGAUACUGGUAAGCCUAAAGAUGAUGGCAAGCCUAAAGAUACUGGUAAACCUAAAGACGAUGGUAAACCUAAAGACGAUGGUAAACCUAAAGAUGCUGGCAAGCCUAAAGAUACUGGUAAGCCUAAAGAUGAUGGUAAACCUAAAGAUGAUGGUAAACCUAAAGAUACUGGAAAACCUAAAGAUACUGGAAAACCUAAAGAUGAUGGCAAGCCUAAAGACGAUGGUAAACCUAAAGAUGAUGGUAAACCUAAAGAUGAUGGCAAGCCUAAAGAUGAUGGCAAGCCUAAAGAUGAUGGUAAACCUAAAGAUGAUGGCAAGCCUAAAGAUACUGGAAAACCUAAAGAUACUGGUAAACCUAAAGAUGAUGGUAAACCUAAAGAUGAUGGCAAGCCUAAAGAUGAUGGCAAGCCUAAAGAUGAUGGUAAACCUAAAGAUGAUGGCAAGCCUAAAGAUACUGGAAAACCUAAAGAUAAUGGUAAACCUAAAGAUGAUGGCAAACCUAAAGAUGAUGGCAAACCUAAAGAUGAUGGCAAGCCUAAAGAUGAUGGUAAGCCUAAAGAUACUGGAAAACCUAAAGAUGAUGGCAAGCCUAAAGAUGAUGGUAAACCUAAAGAUGAUGGUAAACCUAAAGAUGAUGGCAAGCCUAAAGAUGAUGGCAAGCCUAAAGAUGAUGGUAAACCUAAAGAUAAUGGUAAACCUAAAGAUAAUGGAAAACCUAAAGAUGAUGGCAAGCCUAAAGAUGAUGGCAAGCCUAAAGAUAAUGGUAAACCUAAAGAUGAUGGUAAACCUAAAGAUGAUGGCAAGCCUAAAGAUACUGGAAAACCUAAAGAUACUGGUAAACCUAAAGAUGAUGGCAAGCCUAAAGAUGAUGGCAAACCUAAAGAUGAUGGUAAACCUAAAGAUGAUGGAAAGCCUAAAGAUGAUGGCAAGCCUAAAGAUGAUGGUAAACCUAAAGAUGAUGGUAAACCUAAAGAUGAUGGCAAGCCUAAAGAUGAUGGUAAACCUAAAGAUGAUGGUAAACCUAAAGAUGAUGGCAAGCCUAAAGAUGAUGGAAAGCCUAAAGAUGAUGGUAAACCUAAAGAUGAUGGUAAACCUAAAGAUACUGGAAAACCUAAAGAUACUGGUAAACCUAAAGAUGAUGGCAAGCCUAAAGAUGAUGGCAAGCCUAAAGAUGAUGGUAAACCUAAAGAUACUGGAAUACCUAAAGAUACUGGAAAACCUAAAGAUGAUGGUAAACCUAAAGAUACUGGAAAACCUAAAGACGAUGGUAAACCUAAAGACGAUGGUAAACCUUUAGAUACUGGAAAACCUUUAGAUACUGGAAGACCUUUAGAUAUUGGAAAACCUUUAGAUACUGGAAAACCUUUAGAUACUGGAAAACCUAAAGACGAUGGUAAACCUAAAGAUAUUGGAAAACCUAAAGAUACUAGAAACCCUUAAUAAGAACCAAAAUCAAAGGAAGGCGGAUACAUUGAAAAAUAACAAGCGAGAGAUAACUAAUCUUCUGUAAGUAAAAAAAAAAUUAUUUCUACUUACACAAAAAAAUCUAAUAAUUUUAAGUACAAUAAAAAUUGA